Molecule: messenger RNA, 264 nt
Organism: Trichobilharzia regenti
Lineage: Eukaryota; Metazoa; Platyhelminthes; Trematoda; Strigeidida; Schistosomatidae
Source: the annotation of a GenBank genome assembly
AUGUUAUUGAAGGCCUUGCUAGUUUACAUUCUAUUCCUUUUUGGGAACUCUGUGAAUACGGACGAUAAAUGUGUAUAUUAUGGAGAAUCUUGCGACACUUAUUAUUGUUGUGAAGGUCUUGGAUGUUAUGGUGGAAUCUGUAGGCUGUGUAGAGCAGGAGGGUCACCUUGUAUGUAUCAUACUUCAUGUUGUUCAGAAUAUUGUAAAUGGACCUUUCAUUGUACAGAGGCUGGUGAAAUUUAUGCUGAUUGGUAUCAGUAUUAA